This is a messenger RNA of Daucus carota subsp. sativus, 2957 nucleotides long. RefSeq names its product THO complex subunit 5B. The transcript is spliced from 8 exons. The record is from RefSeq and is a predicted model, not a curated record. Gene Ontology annotation, cellular component: THO complex part of transcription export complex. Gene Ontology annotation, molecular function: mRNA binding. Gene Ontology annotation, biological process: mRNA export from nucleus; positive regulation of DNA-templated transcription, elongation. Bases 66 to 2498 code for a protein of 810 amino acids. Lineage: Eukaryota; Viridiplantae; Streptophyta; Magnoliopsida; Apiales; Apiaceae.
CACAAUAUUUGGCGUUUUAAAAAUACUGGUACCUCCAGCCCUAGGCGUACCUGCAGCUCCCAAAGAUGGACGUGACAAUGGCGGAGCCAGGCGAGAUAUUACCGGAGCGCAAGAUAGACUACUCAGUCUACGAUCAUCUACAAACCAGCAAGUCAUCAAUCGAAUCAAUCAUCGCUAAAAUGCUCUCAAUUAAAAAAGACGGCCUCUCCAAAUCUCAACUCGGUGAACUUGUCACUCAGAUGUCACUCCAUUUUGUCUCUCUCCGCCAGGCAAAUCGUUCCAUUUUGAUUCAAGAAGAUCAUGUAAAACAAGAGACAGAGCAUGCAAAGGCACCUGUUGACUUCACGACCCUGCAACUACAGAAUUUGAUGUAUGAGAAGAAUCAUUAUGUCAAGGCUAUUAAGGCUUGCAAAGACUUUAAGUCUAAAUAUCCUGAUAUCGAACUUGUGCCAGAGGAAGAAUUUUUCAGAGAUGCUCCUGAAGAUAUUAAGAACUCUGUAAUAUCAAAAGACAGUGCCCAAAAUCUGAUGAUGAAGAGACUCAACUUUGAGCUACUUCAGCGCAAGGAAUUGUGCAAACUUACCGAGAAACUGGAGCAGCAAAAGAAGAAUCUUCUUGAAACUAUCGCCAAUCGAAAGAAAUUUUUGUCAAGCCUUCCGUCACAUCUCAAGUCGCUUAAAAAAGCAUCAUUGCCAGUGCAGCACCAACUUGGAGUUCUUCAUACAAAGAAAACCAAGCAGAAGCAGUUGGCAGAGUUGCUUCCACCCCCGCUAUAUGUACUGUAUUCGCAGUUAGUGGCACAAAAGGAUGCUUUUGGGGAAAAUAUCGACCUUGAGAUUGUUGGAAGCGUGAAGGAUGCUCAGACUUUUGCCCGCCAGCAAGCAAAUAAAGACACCGGCAUAUCCACCUCUCAAGAUAAUUCCAAAGUGGAGGAUGAUGCUCCUGAUGACGAAGAUGAUGGCCAGAGGAGGAGGAAGCGACCGAAGAAAGUUCCAGCCAAGGAAAGUCUAGAUCCGGCCGGAAUAUAUCAAGCUCAUCCACUUAAGACAGUCCUCCAUAUAUACGAUGAUGAAGUUUCUGAUUCUAAAUCAAAACUUAUCACAUUGAAGUUUGAAUACUUGCUGAAGCUUAACGUUAUCUGUGUUGGGAUUGAAGGAUCUAAUGAUGGCCCUGAACAUAACAUUUUGUGCAAUUUAUUCCCAGAUGACCCUGGAUUUGAGCUUCCUCAUGAGUCGGCCAAACUCCGUGUUGGCAAAACUGUUGUUUUCGAUGAAAAGAGAAUCUCCCGCCCAUAUAAAUGGGCACAACAUUUGGGAGGAAUCGACUUCUUGCCGGAGGUGUCACCAUUAUCUUCAGGCAGCUAUGCCCCAGUCAGUGAAGCAGCUAAGCAUUCUGCCACUACAUCUGGUCUAUCAGUGUAUCGCCAGCAAAAUCGAGUUGAGACAGUUCUGCAGAGGAUUCGUGAUAGGAAAAAGGCUCAGCUGGCUCUUGCGGAACAGCUUCACUUACUAAUGGAGCUUAAAUGGCCAACUGUUACCUGUAACAGUGUUCCAUGGGCUGUGCAUGCUCCACUAUGCACUUUGUGUAGUUGGGUACACGUAGGAUCCUUGCCUAGUUCAGUUGCACCUUUGACUGUUGGUGAAACAGAACAAGUUAAGAUUCCUCCAGAGACUGAGAUUGCACAAAAACCUGAUACUUCAAAGGAAGAGGUAGAAAAUGCAAGAGAAGAUGGAGAACUUCCAUCUUUGGUUGCUCCUCCAAUCUCUGAUAUUGAUGUUAAGCGCACGUCAACUAAAGGAUCUGAUUAUGACCAUUCCAAACAAUUGGCAUUGAUUUCAAAAAGUGUAGCAUCUCCGAUCAGUAAAGGAAAAUCUUUAAGUUUUAAGAAGAAUGAUGAAGAUGUUGAUCUCCUGAUGUUAGAUUCAGGUAGUGAUCUUGACGAGCAGGCAAUUGAGCCAGAGACUGAAAGUGUACCCACAGCUGGAGGGGAUGAGAUUGUUGAUUAUUCAUGGGUAGAACGUGGAGUACAGGAAUACUGCUUUGUAUUGAAUAGAAAAGCUGAUGUUGGUGAUAAGAACAUGAAAUUGGAAGCCAAGGUCAAGAUCUUCAUGGAAUAUCCUCUCAGGCCUCCACUUUUUACCCUGACUCUAUCUGUCACAUCAAUUGGAGGAGCAAGUCAUAAUGAUACUGGUAAUUCCGAUUGGUACAAUGAACUUCGUGCUAUGGAAGCAGAGGUCAAUGCUCACAUAAUGAAGAUGAUACCAUCUACCGAAGAAAACUACAUCUUAGGUCAUCAAAUAUGUUUCCUUGCUAUGCUUUUUGACUUUUACAUGGAAGAGGAAGCUGGAUGUGAUAAGAAGAAACGAACCUCUGUUGUCGACAUUGGGUUGUCCAGACCUGUCAAUGGGGGUUUGGUUUCCAGAACUUAUAGAGGAAGAGAUCAUAGGAAAAUGAUAUCCUGGAAGAGCAACGGUUGCACUAGUGGUUAUCCUUGCUAGAGUAUGUUUUUUUUAAACAUGAAAUACUCCAUGAUAUAAGUGUGACAGUACUUGCUUAUUGGAUAAUUGGAUCUGUGUAACAUAUCAUAUAACACAAAGUUUGAGUGUGCAGAGUUCUGUACCUGUGCAAUGCCUUUGCAGAGUAUGUGCGACUGGGCAUUUUUUGUUUGAGCUGCAAAAUCGACAAGUCGACAACCUAUGAGUCAUCAAAAUUACCUGAAAACCCUGCAUAACCUCCGUCCCAUGUUUAGUUUGUUUGCUUUAUGUUCUUGAAACGAGAGUGUCUCAUUCAAUCAGGUAUUUGAAAGUGCUGAGAUUUUUUCUUUCUUUAUGGAUUAGGCUCAACCUGAUUUUACUCGAAACAUUGUUUCCAAACUUAAGAACACUUGAAGUAUUAGGUAUCGAGUUGUACGUCCGUUCAAGAAUCAAUCCAAUGAUCAACACUCGUAUCAUUUUAUA